AAUGAUUUAAACCUUCGCCAGACGUGCUCUAUAACCUCAAUUCAGAAGUCUAGCUAGAUUUGGUUAGAGUAAUGAGGAAGGCGAUGUGUCUUUCUUAGAAUAAGUGUAUUAAUACUUUGACAAGGCAGCUGCAUUGACAAACAUUCCUUUAGACAUGCUGAAGUAUUAACCAUUAAUAAAAUAGCUAUUAUAAGAAGACAGAUUGUGUCAUUAAAUUUCAUUUACCACUUGUUAGAGAUGAUGGGACAGUUGAAUGCGUAAUUAUAUGAAACCUAAUAGCCUUAUUUAGAUUCCAGCAUUCAGAGCAUAACACAAAACUCACAAAUUACCAACAAAAGGUGGUACAAGAUUAAGUGAACACAUUCACACUGAAGAAGUAGAGGCAUUGUCCUUAUUAAUGACAUUCAAGAAUGCUGUUUUAGAAUUACCAUAUGUAAUUAACAAUAUUAUAUAAUGUUAGGGAGGUGCAAAAGGAGGUCUCAAAAUGAAUCCAAAGAAAUAUUCAAAAAGAGAAAUUGAGUCAUUGAUGAGAAGAUUCACUAUUGAAUUAGCAAAAAGAAAUUUCAUUGGAGCAGCCAUUGAUGUUCCAGGACCAGAUCUUGGUACAGGAGAAAGAGAAAUGAGUUGGAUGAAAGUAUACUAUCUCUUUCUAUAUAUUUUAAGGAUGAAUACACUAAAUUUGCAGGACAUCUUGAUAUUAAUGCUUAAGGAUGUGUAACAGGAAAGGCCAUUUCUUAAGGAGGUAUUUCAGGAAGAACAGAAUCCACAGGUUUAGGUGUCUUCUAUGGAUGCAGAGAAAUUUUGGAAGAUUAUGAAUUUUGCACAUAAGCUGGUAUUCCAGCUGGUUUGAGAGGAAAAAGCAUCAUCAUAUAAGGUUAUGGAGCUGUAAGAUAAAAUAUUGAAUAUAGGUUGGUUAUUAUGCAGCUAAAUAUAUGUGUGCUUAUGGUGCCAAAUUAGUGGGUGUAGCUGAAUGGGAUGGUUCUAUCUAUGAAGAAAAUGGAAUUGACCCAGAUGAAUUAUAAGCAUUCAAGGAAUCAAGAAAGGGUGUUAAGGGAUUCCCAAAAGCCUCAGAAUAUCAUGAAGAUGAAUCUGUCAUAUAUAAAGAAUGUGAUAUUUUCAUUCCAGCUGCUUUCGAAUAAACUGUGAAUAGAGUAAUAUCAAUUUAUUUAUACUUAGAAUAAUGCUCCUAAAUUCAAUUGCAAAGUCAUUGCAGAAGCUGCUAAUGGACCUACCACUCUAGCUGCUGAAGAAAUCUUAAUCAAAAAAGGUGUUAAAUUCCUUCCUGAUAUUCUACUUAAUGCCGGUGGUGUUACAGUCAGUUAUUUCGAAUGGCUUUAAAAUCUUGAUCACAUUAGGUUUCUAUAAUUAUUUAGAUAUUUUUUAGACCAGGAAGAAUGACCAGAAGAUGGGAAGAAACAUCCAAAUAUAAAUUGUUAGAGGCUAUUCAAAUUUCUACUGGUUUGAGAGUUGAUGUUACCAAAAAUUAAUAGGCUGCUAAACUUCUUGAAGGUCCUUCAGCUGUAUUAUUAAUAUUCUAUUCCUAUUUUAGAAAGAUUUAGUAUUCACAGGUUUGGAAGAAUCUAUGGCAGUAGCUGUCUAAAAAACAAAAGAAACUGCUAGCAAAUUGAAUAUUUCUUUGAGAAUGGCUGCUUAUUACAAUGCACUCAUGACAAUUCAUUAACAUAUUGACACAGCUGGUUUAAGAUGAU
Messenger RNA from Paramecium pentaurelia, 1709 nucleotides. The record is from the annotation of a GenBank genome assembly. Lineage: Eukaryota; Ciliophora; Oligohymenophorea; Peniculida; Parameciidae.